This is a messenger RNA of Klebsormidium nitens, 630 nucleotides long. The record is from the annotation of a GenBank genome assembly. NCBI's taxonomy places the organism in Eukaryota, Viridiplantae, Streptophyta, Klebsormidiophyceae, Klebsormidiales, Klebsormidiaceae.
AUGGUGCAAGGAAACCUUGUGGAGGGUGUCGAACCCGAUGCCGGUUGCCCAAAUGAAAGCAACCCGUACUUUGCCACGUUUUUGGACGACUACAGCAAGCUCUUUGUCGUAAUUCCCAUGAAGCAAAAGGGCGAGGUGCCCAAGGUGACUGAGCACGUGAUCAACCGAUUUGAGUUGCAAUCGGGGAAGAAGCUCAGAUCGGUGCGGACGGAUCGGGGGAAGGAUUACGUCCUUUGCCCCUUAAGGACGCCUUCGGGGGCAAAGGGACGGAAGACGAGAAAACCGCCUCCCACACGGCCGAGCAAAACGGGACGGCAGAGCGACUCAAUCAGCAGUUGGAGGAGAAGGUCAGAGCGAUGCUCGAGGACUCAGGGUCAAAGAGUUGUGGGCGGAGGCCACAGUGACGGCCAACUAUACUCGGAAUCGGACCCUUCUGAGCGCGCACGGGAUGACCCCGUGGGAAGCGUCCUACGGCACGAAGCCGAAAGUGGGGCACAUACGGAUGUUGGGUCAAGGGCGAUUGCGCACGUUCCAAAGCAACGGAGACGGAAGUUGGAUCCGGUCAGCGAGCGAGGAGUGUUCGUGGGGUAUGAGCCGGACUCCAAGGCGUACCGGGUGCUUCGGAAGUGA